ACGCCGGCGCUACCUGCGGGUCGGGCAGCCGAGGCGGAGCGCUGCGCGAGGCGCUGCGGAGCCGCGCAGAGCCGAGCCCAGCCCAGCCCGCCGUCCGCCACCAUGUUCCAGGGCCCCGAGGCCGACUCGGCCAAGCCCAGCUCCAGGGUAUUGAAGCCCCCAGGAGGAGGUUCUAGUAAUCUCUUUGGGAGUACAGAAGAAGUUUCUUCUUCAAGCCGGCCACAUCGGAUGGCAUCCAAUAUCUUUGGAGCAUCAGAACAACCUCAAAACAUUCCAAAAAGAACGAACCCUCCAGGAGGAAAAGAAAGUGGUAUUUUUGAGGAUUCUAGUUCUUCUCAGCCUCGUCCACGCAUGAAUCCACCUGGUGGGAAGACAAGUGAUAUCUUUGGAUCUCCUGUAUCCACCGGCGUUGUGCGAGCUCACCCAAACAAGCCUAAGGAUCACAUUGUCUUGAAAGAAGAUGAAACACCAAAGAAGCUAGAAGCUACAGAAAAUGUCAAACCACAGCUGGAAGAUGGAGGUGAGAAAAAAGAUCUGGGCAAAGAGGAGCGAUGCAAGGAGCCAGAACCCAAGAUAGACAAUCACGAGCCCCGACUGGGGCCAAGGCCACGCUCACACAACAAAGUUCUCAACCCGCCGGGGGGGAAGUCCAGCAUUGCAUUCUACUAGGGUCAUCUGUUCGCUUUCACUAACGGAGUCUGCACAGAAACACUUGUCUGUGGUUGCGAGGUUGGUUUAUAGACUGUUGUUUGUCAAUAGAUUCUUAGGCAGAUGGAUAAGGGUUAUGCUCGAGUGUGUAGGAAGGGUAACCUGGUGAUUUGGGGAGGGAGGGCUGGGGAGGGAAAGGACAGCCUGUGGAAGAUGUGAGUAUUGGCUUGCCUGGGUGGGUGGCAGAGGGGGACAUUAGUGUAACUUUGUGAAAGAUCAGUGCUACUUUGUGGUGAAUUCAUCUCAGACUGUUAGGUUCUUAGCUGGUUAGCGGCUCAGGACACUCUUGUGGAGUCAGGCUUAGCCAUACAGUCAACAUGUACAACAGCGUGAAUGGGCAGGGACCUGGAGGUCACAUCUGAAAGGUUCUGCAGCGCAGCAGGUAGGCUGUGCUUUCCUCUGGGCGAUAGGAUGCAGCUUCACAGUGUGAGGUGACUUGCACUUUAAUGUAAAUACAUUCCACUGGAACAAGUAAUGCUACCGUGGUUUUGAGUGUCUUCAGUCUUUGGUUCUCUCUUCCUCUUUUCUUGCUUUGCAGCACGAUUGCUGAUACAAGGACAAAACAUGCUGAAAGUUUCAUUUGUACUCAUAAACCAUCAUACGUUAAAAAGUAUCGUGGUCUUCCCUCCUCAGAGUAUUCAGGCUUUUCUGAUGCCUUCAGUAAUCUGCUGAUUACUACAACUAGCUCUUGACAAGUGGUAAUGCCAGUCCAACAUGCUGUUUCAUGUAGGUGCUUCUAGAAGACUUUUAUUUAACGUAUCCUGGGUGAGUGCUUGCAUGGUUUCUGGUAAAGAUGUGGGUGCAAAUGUGAAGAUGUGGGUGCAAACAAUACCUUUAUGGUCCUCCUUGAACAGAAGUAACUUACAGUGUACGAUUACAGUGGAGAGUAUACCAGGUUGUCCAGACAGCUAGCUUUGACCCAGCCUGUAUAGAAAUGCCUUUGCUUCUGCAAAGGUUUUUACAUUGUGCCCUGCAGAAACCAGGAUUGUUCUGCUGCCUUCACCACAGUGCAUUUUUUUGUUUGUUUGUUUGUCUGUGCUGACUCUGUUAGUGAAUUCUCUCGUCUUUGGUCAGCCUUACGUUUUGCCUUUGACUGCCUCAAAUUUUUGUUGGUAAGGUUGGGAGAACUAUGUGGAUUCUCCCCAAACCACAGCUGUAGUUGUUUUGAGAUGUGCUGUAGACGAUCCUAGUUGAAGAAACAAUGACUUUAGCAAUACAAACCUUUUGGUUGUGCUGGCUAUUUUAAAUCGUGUUUGGAAGACGUGCAUAUUUUGCACAGACAUCUGUUAGGGAGGGUAGCUCCCAUCAUUUGUUCUCUGAAUGGACUUUCUUAUCAUUUCCACCAAAGAACGAGUGGCCUUACCUGCGUGUGUCUGCUGCUGCUCUAGCCCAGGUCCCCUGGGAACAGUGACUGUUCAGAGGGGACUGCCUCUGGGCCAGGUGCUAAAACACUGAUUUUAUAGUGCUUACUAGACUGCCUAGUUCAGUUGAUGUUGGAAAUGGUGGAUGUCUACAUGAAGACUUAGUUGCCGUUUUGGAUAGUGAAAUAUAUGGGGCAGUGCUGAAGGUAGAAAUAGCCAUGGGAAGUAGGGAUUUCAAUGCCUUUGUACCUUUCUGAUCCGUUUGGAGCUCCCUGUUACUUGUUGGCCACCUAGGAAAACAAGACAGCAAUUGUAACUGCAACCGUGGAAUGGAUUUUUCUUACUUCUAAACAUGUAUUUCCUAGAAGCUGUUCUUAAGCCUGUGCUGUUUAGCCUCUGGCUGAGUCUCGGACACAUCUAUUUGUUUCAGUUCCUUGUUCCAGCACUUGCCAAGGGUUUUAAGAUGCUGCCAUGUGGAAAAGUCAACCAGAGGCUGCUUUCUGCAUUGAAGGGUCUGGUGUGAUUGACCUGUCUGUAAUACUGAGCUUAGACUUGGCAUCUUUUAUAGUACCUGAUGUGCAUUGGCUACAGUGCCUGUCUUUUAAACAGCAACUUCCAGCUAGGCCUUAAAUUAGUUAAACUAUGUUAAUUUUCUUGCAUUUCUUUCUUUGGAAUGUAUACCAUGUUUUUCAGCUUGUCAAGUGAGAUUGAUGAGAGCACUUCUCCGGGACAGAAGGGGAUUGGAAAUCAAAUGAUAAAUCAUGCAAUUGUCAAUAAACCUCUGUAUUUUGUUACUUCA
Messenger RNA from Falco peregrinus (peregrine falcon), 2868 nucleotides. RefSeq names its product Jupiter microtubule associated homolog 2 (gene JPT2). Gene Ontology annotation, cellular component: nucleus. The transcript has 5 exons. The record is from RefSeq and is a predicted model, not a curated record. Lineage: Eukaryota; Metazoa; Chordata; Aves; Falconiformes; Falconidae. The coding region runs from base 103 to 669 and encodes 188 amino acids.